CGGGCCGAGGCUACCUGAGCCGGACCGGGCGGGAAGCGCGGCGCCGCGGCCGACAUGUUCCAGGGUGCGGAGAGCGAGGUCGGGCGGGCCGGCUCCAGGGCCAUGAAGCCCCCCGGAGGAGAAUCCAGCAGUCUCUUUGGAAGUGCUGAAGAAGCUGUCCCCUCGAGCAGACCCAACAGGAUGGCAUCUAAUAUUUUUGGACCAACGGAGGAACCUCAGCAGCUGCCCAGAAGGACCAACCCCCCAGGGGGCAAAGCAAGCGGCAUCUUUGAGGAGCCCUCCCCUGUGCAAGCCCGACAGCGUCUGAACCCACCCGGCGGCAAGACCAGUGACAUUUUUGGGUCUCCGGUCACUGCCACUUCACCGUUGGCACACCCAAACAAGCCCAAGGAUCACGUUCUGUUAUGCGAAGGAGAGGACCCAAGAUUGGACCCACAGGCUGCAGCAGGAACCGCACCCAGGGAUGAGAAAGGCUCGCGGGAAGCACACCAUGCCAAGGAGCCCGUGCCCACCGUCGACAGCCACGAGCCCAGGCUCGGGCCACGACCUCGCUCACACAACAAGGUCCUGAACCCACCAGGGGGCAAAUCCAGCAUCUCCUUCUACUGAGAGACGCCCCAAGUCCUCUCUAGCCAGGCAAGAAACUCCAGAACUAGGGCAACAGACAUGGUCACUUUUAGCCCAAAUGAAUUGGGUGGGCAGAGAUUGGCGCAGCUGUGAGACUGGCUGCUCACAGAGCUGCACGGAGCUCGCUGCAGGGCAGCUUGAUAAGGCAGGUCCUUCCCCUGGUGGACAUCUAAGAAUGACAGGAAAUCGGGCUGGCCUGGGCAGGGUCCCAGGUGAGACACCCCACUGGACUCGGCCCCCUCUCUGCCAGCCAAGAGCUGUCCACCCCGGAGAGGCUGUGCCUGGGGCG
Messenger RNA from Ochotona princeps (American pika), 916 nucleotides. It is a transcript of the gene JPT2, whose product is annotated as Jupiter microtubule associated homolog 2. Bases 55 to 609 code for a protein of 184 amino acids. The transcript is spliced from 5 exons. Lineage: Eukaryota; Metazoa; Chordata; Mammalia; Lagomorpha; Ochotonidae. Gene Ontology annotation, cellular component: nucleus. The record is from RefSeq and is a predicted model, not a curated record.